AUGGUCUUGGUGCGCACGGAUGCUGGACAGCUUGUCAUGGUCCCUCAGCAGGCUCUAGCACAGGCUCAAAUGCAGGCCCAGGUCCAAACACAGGGACAGGGGCCGACCASCAUUUCACCCAGGCUUGCAGUGCCCACAAGUGGCCCAGUGUUUCGCCUAACAACAGCUCAGCAACCAACUUCUGUAGCCACAUCUACUGUCCGCCUAGGACUUCCAGUGCAAGCCAAAGUUGUUCAAUCAACUGCUACGCCUGUUAGUGCUACUUCUGCUGCGACUCUACCAGGUGGCUCUAUUCUUUCACAUACCACAGUAUCAGUAGCUGCAACAAAUGCUCAAGGUUUAUUCAAGACAACAGUAGCAACUGGAACUUCAGCUUCUCAACAACCCACAGUAGUUGCUGGUGGACAGACUCAAGCCUCAGCACAAACCCAGGGUCAACCUCGGCUGCCGCUUCCACCUCAUACAACAGCACAAGUACCAGCACAGCCCCAGGUCAUACCAAGCUCUCCUGUACCCGGAACUACAGUAGUAUCACAGGAAAUGCAAGAGAAUGUGAAAAAAUGCAAAAACUUUUUGGCUACCCUUAUAAAACUUGCUUCUCAUAAUUCACCUUCUCCAGAAACAUCCCGUAAUGUGAAAGCUCUGGUUCAGGAUUUGUUGGAUGCAAAGAUUGAUCCAGAAGAAUUUACAGGUCGCCUUCAAUCAGAGCUCAAAUCAUCUCCUCAGCCAUACCUUGUACCUUUCCUUAAGAAAAGUCUACCUGCAUUGAGACAAUCUUUACUGAAUAGUCAACAUUCAGUUUUGCAAGGACAGCCGUCUCAGCAGUCACUUCAACAAACGAAGCUAUCACAGAUUUUACCUCAAUCYGCCUCUGGAAGUAUUUCCGCUGUUGUCACAACGCAGACAAUAGGAAUAAGGCAACCAAACAACAUUUGCACGGUCUCUGUGUCAAAUACAGUGCAGCCUCCUCAGGUUAAGGUGGUACAGUCAAAUCAAAGUUCUCAACUGCAGAUUAUCCAGUCAACAUCUGCUCAAACUGUGAAACGAAACCCUGCUUGCCAGACUACCCAGAUUAGGAUGCCAGUGGUAAUAACUCAGACCAUUAGACCACCAGGCACAGUAGGGAAGGCACCAACAAUCCAAGCCAGCAAAAGUCCUGGGGGCUUCGGUGUUCAGGUCUCUGCAAAUCAGAAAAACAAGCUGAAUGACCCUGGAGGUGGUUCUUUCAGAGAUGAUGAUGACAUCAAUGAUGUUGCCUCUAUGGCUGGUGUUAAUCUAAAUGAAGAAAAUGCCCGAAUUAUGGCUACCAACUCUGACUUGGUUGGAACCCAGAUACAGUCCUGUAAAGAUGAACCCUUUCUUGCUGCUAUACCUCUGCAUAAACGCAUACUUGAAAUGGCUAAAAAAUUAGGAAUUACUGAUGUGCCAGCUGAGGUGGUUACUUUUAUUUCCCAUGCAACACAAAACAGAUUAAGAACAGUGAUAGAAAAAGUAACAGUGAUAACACAGCACCGUAUGGAGUCACACAAAGAUGAUGAAUGGUAUGAACAAGCUACAGAUGUCCGAUCACAGUUGAAGUUUUUUGAACAGUUGGAACGUUUAGAAAAGCAAAGGAAAGAUGAACAAGAGAGGGAAAUAUUGCUAAAGGCUGCUAAGAGUCGCUCAAGGCAAGAAGACCCAGAGCAAGCUAGACUGAAACAAAAAGCAAAGGAGAUGCAGCAACAAGAACUUGCACAAAUGAGGCAGAGGGAUGCCAAUCUAACUGCACUGGCAGCUAUUGGUCCCAGGAAGAAGCGGAAGCUGGAUUCGCCUGGGCUGCUUACCGUGGGAGGAGAGGGCCUCGGGAUGUCUGGUGGAAGUCAGGCUGGCCUGGGGACUCCUUCAUCCAGGCAGUAUGCACGACAGAAAAUAACUCGUGUAAACCUCAGGGACUUCAUCUUCUACAUGGAACAGGAAAGAGAAACGAGCCAUUCUCUCCUGCUCUAUCGAGCUCUGCUUAAAUAAAGCCAAGAAUUGUACUGAUAUCUCUCCAUACAGAAGCUCAGUUUGCAUUGAAAAGCUGUCAUUUUAAUGUGCCUUCUAUUUUUUUCAGAAGUCGAUGUUUCUGUAGUUUGUUUUGCAAAAUUGUCAGACACAUGCAAUAAAUUCCCUUUAUGUAAUUUUUUUUAAAUGUGCAAAAGGUUUUAAAAUGUUAAAUUCACAAAUAUAAUUAUUUUCCAAGUCUUACUCCAUUUGGCCAUUUUGAAUGAGGUUAAAAUAGACAACAUGGAAAUUAUACCAAUGGAAAGACUGUCUGCAAUGGCUUGCAAAAAAACAUCUUACUCUGAGACAGACUGGGAUGGGCUCACAGCACUGGGAUCCAACCAUGGGGGUAACUUAUAYAUUCACUUAUGGUGCUGGGUUUCUUUUCUUUACGUUUCACUGGCACUGUUUCCACUGACUAACCAUGGUGAUACCUGUUGUUAUUUUUAGAUUAGUUAAAAUUGCAUUUUUUUGCACAGCUAAAAGAAUAGCCACUGCACACUCCACAAAUUUUAUGUAUUUAGGA
Messenger RNA from Nothoprocta perdicaria, 2548 nucleotides. Its product is annotated as transcription initiation factor TFIID subunit 4-like. NCBI's taxonomy places the organism in Eukaryota, Metazoa, Chordata, Aves, Tinamiformes, Tinamidae. Gene Ontology annotation, molecular function: protein heterodimerization activity; DNA binding; RNA polymerase II general transcription initiation factor activity. Bases 1 to 2004 code for a protein of 667 amino acids. Gene Ontology annotation, cellular component: transcription factor TFIID complex. The record is from RefSeq and is a predicted model, not a curated record. Gene Ontology annotation, biological process: transcription initiation at RNA polymerase II promoter; DNA-templated transcription. The transcript is spliced from 14 exons.